UCAAACAAUCUCGCAGCAACCACGAAGAGGGCGAAACGCUUCUGCGGGAGGAUGUAGCCUGGCGAAGACCCUUGACAGCUGCCGCUAAUGCACGAACACAUCCGGACAAAACCAAUUCUGCAAAGAGAGCAACGAGUUUAAGUUCGCUUGUUCCGACCAUGGAGUGCAAGAUUAAUUGCCAGAUCUGCAGCUAUGAACUUGGGAAGGCGCGUCGUUUUAAGCAUCAUAUGCUCUGUGAUGAACAUCAGCAGAUUGUUCAAGAUAUUUUCCCAAAAGAGAAGAUAAACUUCCAAGGUCCCAUACCGAGCAUUGCUUUUUUGGAUCCAGACACGCAACUUGCGUUAAAUCAACCAAUUGUUGGCCUGUUUCUAACCACUCUGUGCUUCAGUCCAGCUACGAGUUCAAGUUUUUACCUCUGUCAUGUUUGCGAGUUAAAGUGCCCAAUACACAAUAUUGUGGGCCACAUGUUUUCACAAGAACAUUUCUUCAACUACUUUGUCUACACAAACCCAGAUGACGUGAGUUUCUCCUGGAAACCCAACCUGGACCUAAAGAGCAUUCUGUGGUGGAAGCUCAAAAGGGAAAGUAGAAAAACUGAACUUCGACAUUUGCAGGCAUUGCAUUUACCCCCUGCGCUCCUUGAGAAGCUGAAGUCAUUGAAUUACACAGAAGUGAUGCGAGUGUUCGGUGAAAAUGAGAAGCUUAUUGAGAAGUUUAAAGCUAUGCUCCAAAAGAGGAUGACUCUACAACAUUACCAGAGCAACGACAGCAGAAAGCAUCCUCUCCUUGGACUGCAGCACAUUGUUGAGUGUGUUUGUGUUCAACCAGGAGAGAAGACAUACUACCUCUGCACACUGUGCAGCCUUGUGCUUCCCAACCACAUGAUCAUCAAACACGUACUGAGCUUUGACCACAUACACUGUUAUUUUAAAGCAAGGCACCCCUCUACACUGAUGUCAAAGGAGUCCUACAAGGAUUACAACUCCUUUGUCCAUGUUGUGCUUAAUUUGGCACAGCAGGCGGAGAAAAUCAAUGGCGCUGGAAAUGUUUCUGUGAAGCAAGUGACCCUGCAGCCCGAUGACUUCAAGUCAGUGAAUUUCAAGUCAUAUCCACAAGCUUUGAAGAGCCUGGAAUCCAUCACAAAGAGCAUCUUAACGAUCAGCGUUAAACCAGAGAGCAAGCUUGAGUAUUUUCCUUCCUCUGCUAAUUUCACAGAGACUGUCACACUCUUGCUACGCUGCCAGAACUGUAGCUAUGAAUUUAACAACAUCUUCAAGUAUAUGAAACACAUGUCAUCAAAUAAACACAUCACGAUGAUGCAGAAAUCUACCCCUGACGCUUGGAGAGGCUGUUUCGGUAGCCAACAAGUAAAGUUUCACCUGGGCCUAUACACAUACGUCUCGAACAGUUUGAGGUCAAAUCAUCCACCUGUUGGAACAUCGCUGGUUGUGACGUGCGUCGCCUCGGAUGCCAAAGCAACCCCAUUUUAUCUGUGCUUUGCUUGCCAGGAGUCGUUUUCUCAGAAGGCCCUUGUGGACCAUUUUGACUCACGAAAACACCUCAUAAAAACUCAGAUGUACCAGGAUCCCUGGCAGCUGCCCUUUGGUUGGGAUGGUGAUCUGGACGACAUGGCACUGAGAGCAACAGCAUGGACGUCAGAGGAAGAACAAAGAGGCAAUCAGAUCACUCUGAAGAUUUUUGAUAUUCCAAACUCAAUGUUUUUGAGCCUCAACCCUUCGGAUUACACACAAGUGUUGUACAGCCUUCAGCUGCAUCACACUACCCUGAUUCGUAAAGUUCCGAAAUGUAAAAAGUACAGCAAACGUCAUCAGAACGAAAGGUUUCCUCUGCUCGGCCAACAGUUCCUCGUGGCACACGAGGUGGUUGUCAGACCCAACAGGCUGAUGGUGGGAUGUGUGUGCUUACUCUGUAAAAGGCGCCUGCUUGACGAGGAAACUGAAGCCCACGUCUUCAGUCAGGAACACGUCACAACGUUUCUGGAUCGUUUUCACCCAGGCUCACUGGAUUCCUCCGCUGUCGACACAGAGACACUUCUGGACCUGGCAAAACAAGCAGGCUUGUCUCACUCUGUGUCAAACAGGCAGGAAAUUUACUUGGAAGAACCAAUCCGGGAUCCAUGCUCCUACAAUAAAGUAAAACAAAUCUUGUCAGAUGCAAAGAGGAGGAAAGGAAGUGAAAUGCUUGUUCCCAAAAUAAUACCAAAGUGGAAACUGACUUCCAGGAUCCCUCCAAAAGACACCAACAAAACGCAUCAGAGCGUUGCAAAGGAAAGGUGCCCUGUCACUGACUUGAAAGACAAUGGUCAGAAUACAGAAAAACAGGGUCGUGACAAGGCGACACUGUCAGGAGAAACUAAAGACGCUGCAGCAAAAGAAGGAUCUCAAAAAAUAUGUCCAAAGGAUAUAAAAAAAGAAGCUGAAACAGACGUGCUUGUGGAGUUGAAAACAGAGGAACCUGUGCCUGUAAAAGCAGAGAAGAUUGAAGAGAGCUGCAAAAACACCAAAAAGAAUAAUGACGCACCAACUGAGUUAGAAGUGAGCUCAAGUAUAAAACAGGAAACAAUUGAGCGGAGGAUCUGUGAACAAAAAAGCGAGAAAGAAAAGCCAAAUACACCUGAAAAAUCUUUAAAUGAAGCAAAGCAAAAUGAGCACAAACUGAGCACAAACAGACAGCAGCUCACCUCCAAAGAUGACUCCUGUGUCGAACAACUCACAGAAAUAGCCCAUAUCUGCAUCAAAGUGGAAAACACAGAAACAGACGAUGGGGCAGAGAACCAGAAGGAGCUUACGGAUAAAGCUUUAAAAAUAUGUAUUGAAUUGUGCUGCGGCGAUCGGGAGCCGAUCUACCUCUGUGGGCACUGCUUGCUGAAGAUCCCCAAAAAGGACAUCCGCAGUCACGUGGAGUUACCCGACCACCCAAAGAUGGGUCGACUGUUGGUCCAUCUGGGGGAAAAAAUGUACGAUCAAAUCUCAAAGCAAAGCUUCCAGUCAGCAUCUCUUCAGGAGUUCUUCAACAACGUGAUAAAGAAGAGGGAGAGAUCCAAUCAAUGUUUGAACAGUGGGUCAACUCCAACCUCUCCAACCUCUGAUCAGGCCAGCGUUACAUCCAACAGUGUUUCAGCAGAACUUCACAACCAACAGCAAGUCAAAGAAAAGGUGGUGUAUAUUUCAGAAGAGUGUGGCACAGCUCCAGACACGUCUGAAACAACAGUAGCCACAUGCAACACGGAUCAAGGGAAGUCCUCCAACUCCGAGAACCCCCUAACAUGUUCACCUGUUCACCGAAGUGGCAAAGAGCUCAUAAAAGGGAAAAACGAUGCUGGGUCAAGACUUCAAAGCACAAAAAAUAAAUGCAAAGCAGAUGUUUAUCCAAAUAAAACAAAACCAUUAAAAAAUGAAACUGCUAUUGAAACAGACGAACCAGGAGCCAGACUGACAGAAAACACUUCAAAAAUAUCCACACCACAGUUUCCAAGAAGGUCCAUUUCACCAAAAAGUAAAAGUGUAACGGCAUCUAAAGUAAUAUGUAACGCUGCAUCGUCAUCUGACACAGGAUCCGAAGGGAUGCAUGAACCUGAACAUCCUCCCAAAUGUGCUAAAACUGAAUCUAAAGCUUUAACAGGACCUAAGACCAAGAAAACAACUACAAAAACAACUGAACCAGAAGUCAAAAGCAUAAAUACUGAAGCAUCUGCGAAGACAUUGACAGGAGGAAAUCCAGACGCUCUUACAGCUGCUCAUAAGAGGAAACUGCCUGCUGUUCCUCACCAGAUCACAGAACAAAUCAAGAAGCCAAGGAAAGACCCAGCUCAUGUUUCUCCAAAUAAAAAAAUACAGAGUGGAAACCUUCCUAAAAUUGGAUUCAGUCAGCUGAUUUUGGUGUCCUGUGAAAGAAAGCAGCAGGUCUACUGUCUGCUGUGUUCAGUCAAGCUGAAUUUGUCCAGUCAGUAUCAUCUUACCAGCUAUGAACACCAGUACAGCUAUGUGAAAAUGAAAUAUCCUGAAUGGUCUGCAAACGAGCUAAAUAAACAGUUAAACCACACCAUCAUGCUGUUGGCAGAAGUGGAGAGAAACUUGCCUCACACUCGGAGUCCUCAGAAAUUGGAGGUGAAGAAGGAUGAGUACCAAAAACUGGGAAACCUUCCAGACAACUUGGCUAUAGAAAGAGUGAAAGCACUGGUGAAAGAACGGGACCUACAGGCCUCAUCAUCCCCCACAGUCGACAGCACGGGGCAUCCUUGCCAUGACAUUUCCAGUCCAUGUGACGUUUCAAGCUCAGGGAUCCCAGCGUGUCAUGAUGAGAUGUCAGACACUGCAGAUAGUAACCAACCAGAACAGCAGGCGAGCCUGCACCAAACGCCAGAAAUGGCAGAUCUCCUUGAAGAUGACCCAGGUCAGUUAUUUAGAGGCUCGGAUGAGGAAGACAUGCAAGUGGAUGUUGAGAUUCAUGAUGAGCCCGAGACAUCCAUGCAAACUGAUCCACAACAAAGUUUAGCUCAAUUGACACAAGAUGAAGGCAUGGCAGAUGUCCAAGCAGAAUGGUUUCCAGAUGCAGAGACUCCACUGCAUGUUGAAGAUACUCCUGCAUCUCCCAGUUCUGAUUCAGAGACCAUCCUGAAAGGAGCAGAGGAGCAUUGUGCAUCUGAGUUACAGAGACACCUGAGCUCAAAUGACAAAGACAUAGAAGAAGACAAUCUGAUUCAUGAGCGGCGACAAUCGAUGAACUACAGUACAGCAAGCCCAGAUCCCAUUCCAGGCACGAAGGCUGAAAACGUAGCAGAAACUAUCCAGGUGGAUCAGUUUAAUGCAUUGGAUGACAACCAGCCUCGUCAUGAAGUCACAUUUUUGACUAAGGGCUUUGGAGUACAGGUGGAAAUAUCUGACAAGAGUGCAGAUCGUCUUCUAACUGCAGAAAGACAACGUGAGGAGAGAGAUGCUGAUUCCCAGGAGCCACAGAAACCUGUUGGUUCUGCAAAGAAAGUUUCACCUGUAAAAGUCUGCAGUGUUGAGCUGGAAGCCGUGGCAGGACGGCAAAACCAAUCAGGAUUGAGCCACAAGGCCGAACCAGCUCCAAAACGUUUCAAACAAUCUGAAGAGCACAGUGCUUCUCAGGCAAACUCCAUUCCUUUGUUUGGCAAAAAAGCUCAAGGCUCCAGUCGAUUGUCCAUUUACUUAAAAGCAAGUUGUCAGGAUCGUAAGCAGGUUACAGGUAUGGACUCUGUGUGGGAGUGCCAGGGUAUGUUUCUGAAAACCUUCUUCCUGUGCGAAAUAUGUGAAAAGAAGCUCUCCAUCCAAGACAUCUGCAAGCAUAUGGUCAGCCUCGACCAUCAGCUCAAAUACUUGAGGAGGGAGGAUCCGAGGUUCCUGGAGAUGUUUUGGCACAGGGACGAUCUGCCUCUGGAGUUUAAAAUGGUGGUUUUAAAGGAUGUUGUCCAAGAACUCUCAAAGCGGGAGCAAUUCUGUAAAGUAGACGCAAAGUGUGUCUUGCUGGGAUCCGAGUUGCAUGAAUUUGUCCGAACAGCUCCUAUCAGUGAAGCAUUAAAAAUUGUGAAAAGCAUCUCCGAUGACGAUAAACAAAGUGUCUUUCAUCUGCCUGCCUUCGCUGCCCAUCAGAAGAGUAGGCGUCACCAGAACGGGCAGCAGAACGCAGACCUGCAAAGCAGGCGGGCGUCUCUUCCUACACCGGGCCUGUCAGCUCAAGUACUUGAGAAAACCCACAUAAGUAAAAUGGCUCGUCAGACUCCAGAAAAGUCACAUGCUGAAGAGGCGUCGCUGGUCGACAGUUUGCUUGUUGUUGGAAAUGGAAGAACAUCAACGAUGGACGUUAACUCUUCCUCUACAAAGACUGACCAUGUGGUCUCUCCUCACCCGAUUGUUGGUGCACAGGUUUCCUAUCUAGAACCCUGCAGCAGACAAGCUCAGGAGCCAGAAUCCAAAACGGCCAUUAAUCGGCUCAAACUAAACCCAAGCCCUCUCGCAGUGAAAUCUUCUAACUCAAAAGUAGAUCCUGUUGUUCCUUUAAGCUCGGCUGCUGGUGUAGAUCCCCGUCAAGAGCCCUGCAGUAGUUCUCUUCAGCCCCACUACAAAUCCUCUGUCUCUCAGCUUAAACAGAGCAGUAGCCCUCUGGAUCCGAAUGCUCCUUACUCAGAAACUAAUCCUGUUGUCUGUUCGGGUUCUCUAAAUCCCAGUCAAGAGGCUUGUAGUGGUUCUCCUAGGCAGACAGAGUCCAGACCAGCUGUCUCUCAGCUCAGACAAAGGCCGAGUUCUCUUGAUGUGAACUCUUCUAACUCGGUAACUCGUUUGGUUUCUUCGUGCUCUGUAAAUCCCAGUCGACAGACCUGCAGUGCUACUCCUCUAAAGCCAGAUUUUACACCGGCUGUGUCUCAGCUUCAAACCUCUGAUCGGGUACAAAUGUCAGAAUCAACAUCUACAGUCGGUCCCAACCUGGAGGUGUCCAUCACAGAUGAGCUCCCUCCAGCCAGGGCAAGACCAGCUGGUCCCUUGACAGAAACCUUGUUCAAAACCAGCAGCUCACCGAAAGACCCCCAUCCAGCCAAUCACAGCCCCCCACCAGAGACAUUUGAGAAUGUAUCCCCCUUCCCGUCAGCUUCAGUGCCUUCUUUAGUUAAUCCCGUGAAAGAUAAAAUCUCUUCGAUUGGGCCAAGAGACUUGAAAUUAAUUUCUAACCUAAUCUCUGUGUUAAAACAGACUAAAUACAGUCAGUCAGCUUUGACUAAUGCUGAAAGUAAAGACAGCUCUCCACUUAGUGGAUCCAAAGAAAAUGCUUUAGUUCCCACUGCCGACCUCAGAGACCCAGAGAGGUUACAAGUCAACGCUCCUCAGGACGUCUGUAGAAUAGCAAGAAACCCAGAGCCAGGAAUUAGUCAGCUGCCCAUUAAUACCAUCAUCACUGCAAGGUCACACCACAUUAAGCAGAUAUGUAAAGGAAAGACUCUCACUGAUGUAAGUAGACAUAAGCUCAGUUUCCCCUCUGCUGCAGCACCGAGCCCUGCUGGCUCUGUGGCGGCUCCAGGAUACGCCCAAGCUGUCUAUCCCCCAAGUGGACAUUUAGGUUCUGCUGCAGCACAGAGCCCUCUUCCUCUCAAUGCCGUAAGCAUUUAUCAGCAGUAUAUCUACCCAACUCAGAGUUACCCACAUUGGGCAGCGGACCCUCUCAGCCUGCAGUCAUUUGGAUACAGUUUGACGGCACAGACGCCUCCAGGUUCGGGGAACGUUGAGAUGCACCAGUGCCACUCCAUGAUGAGGAGGCCACAAAGUGACCAGUAGCUUGAUCCAUUCUUAAUAUAGUUUUAAAUGUUCACCAAUCCUUCCCAGCUAAUUUUUUUUUUUUUUUUUUUUUUUUUUAUGUAACAAAGAUGUUUCUGUUUACAGUAAAUAUGAUCUUGCAUUGUGGGGUCAGUGUUAAUCUUGUUUAAAUGCUCAAUAUCUAACCUGUUUCAGAUGUCACAAUGAGCUCAUAAGGGAUUUUUUUCACACUUGAAAAUAGUAUUAAGCUACCUCAGUUUCAUUCUGUCAGUAUCUUUUUAUAGUAUUGUUUUUUUUUUCUUUUUUAAUAAAAUAUGUGCAAUUUUCUAGUAAGCUUGUUGAAUCUGUUCAGUGUAAAAUAUUUUUUUAAAUAUAUAUUUUUCAGUUAA
This is a messenger RNA of Fundulus heteroclitus (mummichog), 7675 nucleotides long. RefSeq lists its product as uncharacterized. The record is from RefSeq and is a predicted model, not a curated record. Bases 159 to 7307 code for a protein of 2382 amino acids. Lineage: Eukaryota; Metazoa; Chordata; Actinopteri; Cyprinodontiformes; Fundulidae. Gene Ontology annotation, molecular function: zinc ion binding; nucleic acid binding. The transcript has 50 exons.